This is a messenger RNA of Lolium perenne, 1020 nucleotides long. RefSeq lists its product as uncharacterized. Lineage: Eukaryota; Viridiplantae; Streptophyta; Magnoliopsida; Poales; Poaceae. The record is from RefSeq and is a predicted model, not a curated record.
UCGGCAUUCUGUGUUGAUUGUUGCGAGCCGUAACUACGGCCGGUCGGUUGGUGCCCCAGCCCCAAGGAUAAGCCGCAACAAACACCAAUGGCGCCGCCGCCGAUCCUGCUUUCGCUGCUGCUGCCGCUCCUCGUCGUGGCCGCCGAUGCCGUCACUCCUACGCUGAAGCCGCCGUCUAUCCUCGUGGCGGCUGGGAAUGACGACGCUGCCCCAGUCCCGACGCCGUGGCCGGAGCAGUUCCACGCGGUGAUGUUCACCAACCUGACCGAGAGCGGCGGCCAGCUGCAGGUCAUCGACCUCUACUACGACUGGCCCCGCGGCCGCAACCUCAACCUCAUCCGCAACCAGCUCUCCGGCGACCCCAAGUACGACGUGGAGUGGACCAACGGCACCUCCUACAUCUUCGACUCCGCCUCCUGCCGCACCAUACGCUUCCCCGUCGGCAUCCUGCCCCCGAACUGGCUCCACGGCGCCGUCUACCUCGGCCGCGAGAGCACGGACGGCUUCGACUGCCACGUCUGGACCAAGGUCGACUUCAUCUGGUACUACGAGGACGUCGUCACCCACCGACCCGUCCGCUGGAACUUCUACACUGGGAUGCAGCAGCAUGUGAUGAGCUUCGAGGUGGGCGGGGUACUAGAGGACUCCCACUGGCAGGCACCUGCGCAAUGUUUCACUGAUGAAGCCGCCACCGCCACUGCCACAAGAACUGAUGACGAGGCCAAUGUGAUGAGCAGCCUCCUCAGGUUCGCGGGGACGCCGGCAUCAGCAGCGGCCGUGUGAUUUGCAACUUACAGUAACAAUUGAUGAGAUGGCUUUCCAACAGCAAUCUGUUCCAUUUCCAUUUCACUAUGGCAGGUGCUAAGCUUGUAAGCCAUAUAUGUGUCUUGGAUCCUACUGUAAUAUGUGUCGUGCGAGCUUCUGUAAUAAGAUCUUAGCAAACCAUCUUCUCACAGCUUUGUGAUGACGCCUUGUUGGUCGAAAAUGUUUAUAAAGAAUAUUCACAUCUGAAGAAACAAA